ACUCAGAAGAGCGGUGUUAAGCCCUCAGCAAAAGCAGAAACCAAGCCCAACCAAAUGCCCGGCAAACCCAACGCUGGCGCAGCAAACCUGUUUGACGAUGGAAACCUACUAGGGUUUCUCAACGCGGCACUAGAACAGAUGGAGGCCGCUGCCGGAGGCACACUUGGCGAGGAGCGGGCCAAGCUGAUGGAGUUGCAGGCAGUGCUGGGCGGCGGAGGCGCGCCAGCCCGGCCCGCCCCGGCCGCUACGGCUGCUGCUGCAGACCCUGAGCUCCACCUCGCGGUGCAACUCGACGAGCUUGAACAGCAGCUCAACUCUGUAGCGCAGCAAAUCGCCACUGCCGAUAGCGGCACCAAGUCGCUGCUGAUGCAGUCGGCUGUGGUGUGGGCGGGUGGCGCCCAGCAGGCGGCAGCGGGGCCGCGACGCUCCGGAGAGGAGGCAGGUGCCAGCGGUGGUGCUAGUGGUGGUGCCGGCGACAGUGCGAGCAGCAGUGGGCGGGCAGCCGCCGUUAGCAGCGGCAGCAGUGGCGGUGGUGCGGCGGCAUCGAGCCGGGUGCAGGUGGGAGCCGCGGAGCAGGCCGCGUCAACAGUGCCGGCGGGGCCGGCGUCAGGAGGUGGCGGCGGCACCAGCCCACCGGUGGACGAUGCAGUUGCCGCGAUGCUCGCGUCCGGACUGCUGGGGGUGGUGGUGCAGCAUGCGGGCGGCGAGGAUGCGCAGGCGGAGGGGUCAGGGGAACAGCAGACGGGGCAAGAAGGGGGCCAGGUAGGCGGGAGUAGCACUGUCUGAGCCUGAGUAGCAGGGCACGGACGGACGGAGUAGGUGCGAUGGGACAGGUAAGGGGCAGGCUGGCGUAGUCCCACAGAGCAUUCAUGGACAGGGUAGGUGAUUGUGUACAUCAUAAACACAUGUAAGAAGACGAAGCGAACCAGGACGUGCAUGCGCAUAGGAGCGCAUGGGCUAAGCCUAAGACCCGAGUCGCCCAUGAGGACCCGUGGUGUAACACAUGUUGGUGCAUGCCGCGCAUUAUUCUCCUUCGUUUGAAAGCUUACUUACGGAUAUGUGGAUGUACCGUACUUCACAGCCGCCAAGAUCCCGUCAUUCCUGAUUUGCUGUGUCGCGGACUUGUGGCAA
Messenger RNA from Chlamydomonas reinhardtii, 1131 nucleotides. RefSeq lists its product as uncharacterized. NCBI's taxonomy places the organism in Eukaryota, Viridiplantae, Chlorophyta, Chlorophyceae, Chlamydomonadales, Chlamydomonadaceae. The record is from RefSeq and is a predicted model, not a curated record. The transcript has 3 exons. Bases 55 to 786 code for a protein of 243 amino acids.